UAUAGUCGUUGUAGCCAUCAAUCAUCGCCUUCUUACAUUUAUAUGAUGUGCAAAUUGAACAGUAGCUAAAAAGUUUGCGUCGAUACAUACUUAAUGCGUCAUCUACAGUCAAGAGUACUCGGUAUGCUCGGUAAAAGAGCAUACUACGCAUUGUUAACAGAUAAAUAAAUAUGUUAGUUAAUUUCUGUCGGUGAGAACUGAAUUCUCAAUCUGUCGUUUCGUCCUACUCAUAAUAGAAAUAGGACAUGGUCAGUCUUAUCAGAAACUUGAACACUUCGGGUAGUUUGUCGAAGCGACAGUUUCUAACUUCGAUUUUAUCAGGGGGCUGUAUUCUUCGACUCGUCUCUCAACAUGGAUGACGAGGAAUACCUUCAGCCUGUAUUGUCUUCUCUGGGAGAAGAUGAUUUUCGAAAAUUAGAGACAGUUCCAAUCGCAUCUGUACCUCUGGUGCUGGGUGUGUGUUUAGAAAUCACGGGAAUUAUAUUUGUAUCGGUCUGGCCCGAGGAGAAGAAUAAAUGCGACACGUAUUUUAUAUAUCUGUACCUACACUGUGCUUAUUGGAUGAUAAUCAUGCUAGUAGAUCAUUUGUUAAAGGCGAGGCAUUAUAAGCUUCGUAUAUACGGGUAUUUCGACUUCUAUCAGUCGACCUAUCAACAAAUAAGAGCACCGCUGUUCAUAGCUUCUCUAUGGAUAACGUGCUAUUUAUUGUUAGCUGUGAUCCUGCAUCACACGCACAAAGUCAAUUACGAACAAUACUGUCGUGCAUCCGAGUGGUUCACUCCUCUGAAUUAUAUACUUCUUUUGACCACGGUGGAGGUUUUGAUUAUUGUGCCGGUCUAUAUAAAUUACAUCAAGAGAGUUAUGAGAUUUAAUCGAUAUCGUCCACAGCCUGAUGUUAUUCGCGAAGAGUGGCUAUCGUCUUAUACUCAGGAAUCGUACUCGGGUAGUAACGAUGUAGUAGGCUAUCGUGAGAGGCAAUCUAACGUGGAGGACUUGCUUGAGAAACAAGCAGACUUGAUAAGAUAUUUGAGAGAUCAUAACGCCAAGUUGAAUCAUAGGUUGUUGUUGCUGGCGAUGGAGCGUUCAGGCCUCCUGAACCCUGAGGAACCCUGAGGAGAUUAAAUAAAAGGUUCGGCUUUGCUUUACGUAAAUUCAUAUUUUUUUUACUCAUAUAACGAUUGUCUAGACUAGGCAGUUUACUAUCCUUAUUUUGUGUGAACACAUCCUUGUUUUUCAACAUCAUUGAGAUAACACGUCUUAGUUUUACUCAUGUGUAAGUAAUUGACAUAGAGAUAUUAGAUAUUUAUUACGUGAGGAAUUAGACUCAUUUGGCAUCGACGCCACGAAGGAAAGUAUUGUGUUAUAAAAAGAAUCAAAAAUCAUUUCUGUGAUUAAGAGUGUAUAUACCCAAUUCAAUAAAGUAUAUAUUUUUUUUCAA
Molecule: messenger RNA, 1438 nt
Organism: Ceratina calcarata
Lineage: Eukaryota; Metazoa; Arthropoda; Insecta; Hymenoptera; Apidae
Product: transmembrane protein 192
Exons: 4
Coding region: 352-1113 (253 amino acids)
Cellular component (GO): lysosomal membrane; late endosome
Source: RefSeq, a predicted model, not a curated record